This is a messenger RNA of Rosa rugosa (rugosa rose), 791 nucleotides long. RefSeq names its product transcription initiation factor IIA subunit 2. Gene Ontology annotation, molecular function: RNA polymerase II general transcription initiation factor activity; TBP-class protein binding. Lineage: Eukaryota; Viridiplantae; Streptophyta; Magnoliopsida; Rosales; Rosaceae. The record is from RefSeq and is a predicted model, not a curated record. Gene Ontology annotation, cellular component: transcription factor TFIIA complex. The transcript is spliced from 4 exons. Gene Ontology annotation, biological process: RNA polymerase II preinitiation complex assembly; transcription initiation at RNA polymerase II promoter. Bases 154 to 474 code for a protein of 106 amino acids.
UACGAAAGCUAGGUAUAAAAAGCCCCAAAUUUUUCUGCGCUCAGAAAAAAGCUUCCGAAGCUCAACGUUCACAGAGAGAGAGAGAGAGAGCACGACACUCAGACCCCCCAACAAUCUCCUCUACAGCGUCGCCACCAAAAUCCAUCGAAGAAAAUGGCGACGUUUGAGCUCUACAGGAGGUCAACGAUCGGAAUGUGCCUGACUGAGACUUUGGACGAGAUGGUUCAGAACGGGACUCUCAGUCCUGAGCUUGCCAUUCAGGUUCUGGUCCAGUUCGAUAAGUCUAUGACUGAAGCUCUGGAAACCCAAGUGAAGAGCAAGGUCUCCAUCAAGGGACAUCUGCACACCUACAGAUUCUGCGACAAUGUUUGGACCUUUAUCUUACAGGAUGCUGUGUUUAAGAAUGAGGAUAGUCCGGAAACUGUUGGCCGCGUUAAAAUAGUGGCAUGCGACUCAAAGCUGCUCUCACAAUGAGAUAUCAGACUGUUGGUGGUAUGCUAAAUAAGGACUUUGCAAUCUGUUGUACUGGAGGGUGAGGAAGAAUAUAGCAGUUAGUCUGGUUACUUGCAGGAACUGGAAACUGUAGGAGACACAUAAGUUAUAAAGCCCUCUACGUUGACAGCUGUAGUUAUUUGAUGUUGUUAUAUUGAGGAUGGUGUGUGCUUGUUCUAUUGUUCUCUUGAGAAGAUGAAACGGACUGGAGAUCAAAUAGUUCUACAUUUGUAUUAUGGACAGUAUUAUUAUGCUGUAUACAUUAGCAUUGAGAUGUUUGAUGUUUUAUUUGUAUUGCA